GAGCAAUGGGCCCUCGACAACUCAACUCCUCCUAAGCUGGGUCUCACAUAAUAUUUAAAAUCAAAAUGUUGGGAGUGGAAAUUAUGUUGACUUAAAUGUAUCAGGUUUAUUACCACUGGUUUUCUAAUAAAAAGUGGCAUAGCACCAUAGUACCUAUGUUCCAAGUUCUUUCUUACUUCAACUCUUCUUCUAGAAUUUCAGUUGGAUUUAGCUAGUGGUGAAGAAUUUACUGUGAAGUUUGUAAAUUUGAAGCACCAGUUUAGUAAGUCUUUGCACUUGUUACAGUUUGGAUGGAACCUUUGAGCUAUGCUUUAGAAGGGAGAAGCUUUAUUUUUCCUGAUAAUGUAAAGGAAUGGAAUUUGAACCCUUUUUGUGAUGUUGAAAAAAGCAUUUGUGGCCCUAGUCAAGAAAUAACUGAAAGCACAGAGUUACUAGGAUCAGGUAUUGCUGAUAUUUUGAAGAAAUCAGCAGCCAAUAACCCGUCCCCCGGAGUUUUAAGUUCUGAAAUGGUUGAUGGUUGUGGUAGAAUGUUAUCCUCUACUUCUAUGUUUUCGUUUGAACCGAUUCCAGGAGAAGUUGGACUUGGAGCCAUGUUUAAUCAUAGUCGUAUUAAAUCUAACAAUCCAAUGCCAUCAUCGAUUGAUUUGAAAAUGGGGACUAGUCAAUCUUCAAAAGAAAGUUCGGUUCUUUCUUCUCCAGAAUCUUCAUUGCCAACUGGAAAAGCCAAAACAAAGAGUUUGCAUUCUCAGUUUUCUAUCUCUCAGGUUCGUCGUGGUCAAAAGGAGGAGGAGUCUACUGUUUAUAGGGAAGUCAAGAGUAAUCAAUCUUUAAAGAGAAAAUCAGCUUUGUCUUCAGACAAUUCGCCACUUCAGGGGAAAAAAAUACGGACUACGAAUUUGCAUUCUGAGGUUCCUGUCUGCCAGGUUCAUGGUUGUAACAAGGACCUGAGCUCCUCAAAAGACUAUCACAAAAGACACAAAGUGUGCGAUGAACACUCAAAAACUGCUAUAGUCAUCGUUAAUGGCAUUGAGCAAAGGUUUUGUCAGCAGUGUAGCAGGUUUCACUUGCUAGCAGAAUUUGAUGAAGGUAAACGCAGCUGUCGUAAACGCCUUGCAGGCCAUAAUGAGCGGCGGAGAAAGCCUCAAUUUGAUGCUCACUGGGGUUCAAGAUUUUUGGAUAUGACUUCACAAAGGAGAGUUCCAUUUCUUUUCCCAGAAAUACUUCCUGGUAGCUUCUUUUAUCAAGAAAAGUAUGAAGAUUCUAACAAUAGCAAGGACCUUAAAUUAGAACAUAAGCCUCUGUGCAUCUCUCAAUUGGCUAUGUCAGUCAAAAAUGGGCUAUUCCCUGCAAAAAACAUCCAGCAUCCGUACGAAAUGAGAAUACACGAUCCGUCAUUGUCAGUUCAAGAAUUUUCUGAUGGGCAAAACUCCUCUUGUGCUCUCUCUCUUCUGUCAGCCCACUCACAAAAAAACCUUUUCCACAAUUCAACAGAAAUUUCACCAAUUGAGUUAUAUUCAUCUGAAGUAGCUGAGCAAGAUGGGGUCAUUCAGAUAGACGGACAUGAUCAAAGACCGAACUCUAUAAAUUGCAAGAAUUGCCUUUCUCCAGAAGGUGGGCCUACUAUGGAUUUAGUGCAGUUGUCUUCGCACUUACAAAGAGUGGAACAGCAGAAAAAUUAUGUCCAAGUGAAGCAGGAAAAUGAUAUCUUUUGUUCUUUUACUUCCACUUGAGGGUUAUUGAGAGCUACAAGAGUGAAGGGUCAACAUCUCAAAUGGAGAUUUGGAGGAUAAUGAGGAGAUUAAACUAAUUCACUAGUGGCCUUUCCAAAAAGUCAAAAGGCAAAGGCAGAUUAAUAAAUGAUUGAUAUUGGUAUAUCUUUUGUAAGUGUCAACCGUCGCUCUUCUGUUGCUUUCCUAUCUUGCAUCAAUUAUUCAUUUCAAUAGCUCCAUUUCGUCUAAACAGUGCUCUUUUAUUUUAAUAUUCCCUGUUGUAUCCAAGGAAUCUUGCAGCAUGUACUGAUGUUUAACAAGAAAAUGGUAUCAGAAUGAUAACAUUUCUUUUGUGUAAUUUAUGUAUAUCAUUUCUUUUAUGUUAGUUGGGAAUGUAAAAAAACCUCGAGUAUAUAGAAACGAUGGUACUACAUUUGUCGUGCUAAA
Messenger RNA from Lycium barbarum (goji berry), 2156 nucleotides. RefSeq names its product squamosa promoter-binding-like protein 6. Gene Ontology annotation, cellular component: nucleus. The transcript has 5 exons. The record is from RefSeq and is a predicted model, not a curated record. NCBI's taxonomy places the organism in Eukaryota, Viridiplantae, Streptophyta, Magnoliopsida, Solanales, Solanaceae. Gene Ontology annotation, molecular function: DNA binding. Bases 291 to 1730 code for a protein of 479 amino acids.